This is a messenger RNA of Vespula pensylvanica (western yellowjacket), 538 nucleotides long. RefSeq lists its product as uncharacterized. The transcript has 4 exons. The record is from RefSeq and is a predicted model, not a curated record. Bases 94 to 429 code for a protein of 111 amino acids. Lineage: Eukaryota; Metazoa; Arthropoda; Insecta; Hymenoptera; Vespidae.
CAACCAUUUUACUUCUUUUUCAUUUGCUUCUUUUCUUCGAGAGACAACCGAGAAAGAAGAAAAAGGAAAGAAAAGAAAACAAAGAGAACAAAAAUGAGACCUACCGAAGUUUUCAUCUUUUUAAUGUUAAUUUACAUCGUUAUGGCUACCAGAUGCAUCAUCGAGGAGAAGUCGCAGGAAGAACCGGAGAUACACGUUAUUCAUUUGGAAGACGAAAACAACGACUCUUCUGGAGAACCCGAGGUAAUAUCCUUUCAUAUCCCGGACAAACGGAAACGGGAAGUUUGGGAUAGCAAGGCGAAAGUAUUCUGUAGGAAUGACGAAGAUUGUGAUCCUGGCGAAAUUUGUAUCGCCUAUUUAAGAUGCGUCAAGAUCGUCAAGAAAAUCAAUUCGUCGGAGAGUCAAAUCGAACAGGGAAAGGAAAUAUGAUUCUUUAAAUAAAAUUUUUUUAAACGAUAUUAUCUCUUAUACUAUGCUUUACUCAAUGGUUUACGAUUUAUCUAAAAAUAAUCAAUAAAAAUAUAUUCCAUAUAGCUAA